AUGCCUGAUAUAUCUGAUGCAAGAUAUACUAGUAAUGGCAUUGAACAGCAAGGAUUUGUUCAGCAAUCUGAUAUCUUUAUGGAUUCAUGUGUUGUUGAGAUUCCUGACUCAUAUACUCUAAUGGAUCAACUUCACAAUAUUACUCCUUUUGAUAGAUUGCAUAGAGUAUUUGGUGAUGGUUAUAGUUUUAAAUAUAUAAGAUGCAGCACAAGUGUGACAAAUGGUAAUGUCUCUGUGUAUAAAGUAUCUGCUCCAAAUGUUGCAAUAGCUGAUCCUCCACUAACUGAUAUCUUUCUUAGGAUGCAUCAAGAACAUGUAUUUCUUCAAAACUAUGAUAUUACAAUGGAUUGUCUAAAUAUUUCUUCUAGAGCUAUUGUUAAGGAAUUUCUUCUUGAUAAUGGAAUUAGUAGCAAAGAUAUUCUUGAUGAUGAAAAUAAAGUUGGAGCAAACUGUAUUAGCUGGUUUACUGAAGAAGAUGAGAUAAGAAUAAGGAACAAGUAG
Molecule: messenger RNA, 501 nt
Organism: Linderina pennispora
Lineage: Eukaryota; Fungi; Kickxellomycota; Kickxellomycetes; Kickxellales; Kickxellaceae
Exons: 1
Coding region: 1-501 (166 amino acids)
Source: RefSeq, a predicted model, not a curated record